Messenger RNA from Capronia epimyces CBS 606.96, 1557 nucleotides. Its product is annotated as UTP-glucose-1-phosphate uridylyltransferase. Gene Ontology annotation, cellular component: cytoplasm. The coding region runs from base 1 to 1557 and encodes 518 amino acids. The record is from RefSeq and is a predicted model, not a curated record. Gene Ontology annotation, molecular function: UTP:glucose-1-phosphate uridylyltransferase activity. The transcript has 2 exons. Gene Ontology annotation, biological process: glycogen metabolic process; UDP-alpha-D-glucose metabolic process. Lineage: Eukaryota; Fungi; Ascomycota; Eurotiomycetes; Chaetothyriales; Herpotrichiellaceae.
AUGCCUCUCAAUGCCUCUUCAUCCUUCGACCUAGAGAAGACUACCGAUGGUUACCCCCAAGAUCAUACACUGACAAGAGAUCCUACCAUGCAGGCCUUUGAGAACACCUCCACCAACGUGGCAGCCAGCCAGAUGCGCAAUUCCCUCAACGCCCUCUCAGAUACGGUGAAGGAUCCUGCAGAAAAAAAGAGAUUUGAAGCGGAAAUGGACAAUUUCUUUGCAUUGUUCAGAAGAUACCUCAACGACAGAGCCAAGGGAAACACCAUUGACUGGGCCAAAAUCAAUCCUCCCAACCCAAACCAAGUCGUCAGCUACGACGAUCUGCCAAACAGUGACGCUGUUGAGUUCUUGAACAAGCUGGCCGUUGUCAAGCUCAACGGCGGCCUCGGUACCUCCAUGGGUUGUGUCGGUCCCAAAUCCGUCAUCGAGGUCAGAGAUGGCAUGUCUUUCCUCGACCUUUCUGUCCGACAGAUUGAAUAUCUGAACCGCACCUAUGACGUCAAUGUUCCCUUCGUCCUGAUGAACAGCUUCAACACCGAUGAAGACACUGCCUCCAUCAUCAAGAAGUACGAAGGCCACAACAUCGACAUUCUCACCUUCAACCAGUCCCGAUACCCUCGUGUUCUCAAGGACUCCCUUCUACCUGCACCAAAGUCGUAUGACUCUCAACUCUCGGACUGGUAUCCUCCUGGUCACGGAGAUGUGUUCGAGUCUCUCUACAACAGUGGCAUUCUCGACCAGCUUAUUGACCGUGGUAUUGAGAUUAUCUUCCUAUCCAACGCCGACAACCUGGGUGCCGUAGUUGAUCUUCGCAUCUUGCAGCACAUGGUGGAAAGCAAGGCCGAGUACAUUAUGGAGUUGACCGACAAGACCAAGGCCGACGUAAAAGGUGGCACGAUUAUCGACUAUGAAGGCAAAGCGAGAUUGCUCGAAAUCGCUCAAGUCCCUAAGCAAUACGUCAACGAAUUCAAGUCGAUCAAGAAGUUCAAGUACUUCAACACCAACAACAUCUGGAUGAACCUUCGAGCCAUCAAGCGUGUGGUCGAGGCCAACGAACUCGAAAUGGAAAUCAUUCCCAAUGAGAAAUCCAUCCCUGCCGAUAAGAAGGGAGAGGCCGAUGUCAGUAUCAUUCAACUCGAAACCGCAGUGGGUGCUGCCAUCAAACAUUUCAGGAACUCCCAUGGUGUCAAUGUCCCUCGACGACGUUUCUUGCCUGUCAAGACCUGUUCCGAUCUCAUGCUCGUCAAAUCUAACCUCUACACCUUGAGUCACGGUCAAUUGAUCAUCGAUCCCAACCGCUUCGGUCCUGCUCCACUUAUUAAGCUGGGCAGUGACUUUAAGAAGGUGGCUCAAUUCCAGAAGCGAAUUGGUAGCAUCCCCAACAUUGUUGAGUUGGACCAUUUGACCGUCACUGGUGAUGUCAACUUCGGCCGUGGUAUUGUCCUGAAAGGUACUGUCAUCAUUGUUGCAACCGAAAACAGCACCAUUGACAUUCCACCGGGUUCGAUCUUGGAGAAUGUUGUGGUGCAAGGGAGCUUGAGACUACUUGAGCAUUAG